This is a messenger RNA of Moneuplotes crassus, 1437 nucleotides long. The record is from the annotation of a GenBank genome assembly. NCBI's taxonomy places the organism in Eukaryota, Ciliophora, Spirotrichea, Euplotida, Euplotidae.
AUGGAAGAGGUGAUUAGAUGCUUUAAGGCUAGUUGUGAUGGCAAAGCUCAGUAUUUUGAUGAGGAGGAUGAUGUUUAUGUGUGAGAAACACAUUUGAGUAAAGGAGAUGAAAAUGCAACUCGUAUCAUAUUCAAAGAAGAUGUUGAUGAGAAUGUAAGAAUACUCGAUCAGUCUCUGAAUAUAUUCUCUAUUUUUACAAGAAAUCCAGCCAACAAAGACUUGUAUGAAGAAGCCAAUGCUCUUUCUAAUAAUCUUAUCAGAAAAACGAAGGAAAUUAAAUCUAAUUUAUCAGAACUCGGAACUUAUGGAAUUCAAAAAGAGUUACAAGGAAUCCAGACAAGAGUAAAUGAGAUAAAAGAGAUCAUGGAAAUCAAUCCAAUGUUCAUUCAGUUCUUGAACAGAUGGUUCCAAGGCUGCAUGAAAGAAUACAUACUCUGAACUCCUCCUGCAAAUCAAUCUAGUUCUCAAGGUCAGAAAUUUGCUGGACUCAAAAAUGAAGAAAGUAAUGAAGAGCAAAAACUAGAGAACAAUGAACCUCCCUUGCUGCCUUUCGCUCCAACAGCUUCAGGUGAGACCCUUCUCAAUUUUAAUAGAGACAAGCUUGAAAAAGAUGCAAAUAGUAAGAAAAAGAAAUCCUCUCAUAAAAGGUCAUCAUCGAAUUCCACUUCGGCACCUUCAAAAGGAAAAUACAUUGAUAGGUAUGAGAAGAAGAGCAAGAAGAGAAGUCACAAGAGGGAGAAGAGAGUUGCUUGAACAGUAAGGAAUGGAGCCAGAUACACUGGAGAAUGGAUAGGGAGUCAAAGAGAUGGCUAUGGUGUCCAAGUUUGGAAGGAUGGCUCCAAGUACGAAGGAACCUGGUUAAAUGACAAAGCUUAUGGCUUUGGGACUCUAUAUCACGCUGACGGGGAUGUGUAUGAGGGUGAAUGGAAAGAUGAUAAAGCUCAUAACUAUGGCAAAUAUACUCAAUCCGAUGGAACCAUUUAUGAGGGCAAAUGGAAGGAGGAUAAGAAACAUGGACAUGGAAAAGAAACUUGGCCUGGCGGUGAUUGAUAUGAAGGAAAGUAUAUAGAUGGAAAAAAGUGAGGAAAAGGAAUGCUAUUUUUAGCUGAUGGUUCUGUUUACGAAGGUGAGUUUGCUAAUAAUGAGAUUAAUGGCAAGGGAAAAUGCGAAUGGGUUGAUGGAAAAUGAUACAAAGGUUCUUGGGUAAAUAACAAGAUGGAUGGGAAAGGAAAGCUUACCUGGAGAGAUGGCAGAUAUUACAAAGGAGAGUUUAAAGAUAACAAGAAACAUGGCAAAGGCAAAUUUACUAUGGCUGAUGGUAGGGCUUAUGAUGGGGAGUGGCUGAAUGGGAAGCAACAUGGUAAGGGUAUUUUUAUUAAGGAUGGAACAACAAGAGAGGGAGAAUGAGUAGAAGGUAGUCGUGUAAGAUGGCUGUAA